AUGGCGCCCAAGGAGAAGAGAGGUAUCUUUAAGGACUCAUCGAGAGUCACAGGUAGCAAGCACUCGACGCUGAAAAAUCCAAAUAUUCAAUCAUUGAGCGGGAUCACUCCCGCCGCCGGCUGUGCGGGUCGCAGGUCGCAGGACAUGCAGCAAGCGGUCCAGAUGUCCGCCACAUCAACAUCAUACCGUCCUGUAACAGAACCUGUCCGGCAAUACAUUACCGUCGUCUAG
Messenger RNA from Penicillium oxalicum, 231 nucleotides. RefSeq lists its product as uncharacterized. The coding region runs from base 1 to 231 and encodes 76 amino acids. The transcript has a single exon. The record is from RefSeq and is a predicted model, not a curated record. Lineage: Eukaryota; Fungi; Ascomycota; Eurotiomycetes; Eurotiales; Aspergillaceae.